Ornithorhynchus anatinus (platypus) is the source of this 538-nucleotide messenger RNA. It is a transcript of the gene SMIM8, whose product is annotated as small integral membrane protein 8. The coding region runs from base 105 to 398 and encodes 97 amino acids. The record is from RefSeq and is a predicted model, not a curated record. The transcript has 3 exons. NCBI's taxonomy places the organism in Eukaryota, Metazoa, Chordata, Mammalia, Monotremata, Ornithorhynchidae.
AAGACUCGUAGUGGAGAAAUAGCCGUGGGUAAGGAGACAAACACAUGUGGAGACACGGAUGAAGCUAACAAACAAACAGAGGUAACAGGUCACUGUUAUUCAAGAUGUCUUCAGCACCUGAACCUCCAUCCUCAAAAACGGAGCCACCUAAAGAGAAGGACUAUCGAAUUCCUGGCCUCCGGGGGGCCCGAACAACCACCUUAUUUCGAGCUGUGAAUCCAGAGCUCUUCAUUAAACCUAAUAAACCCGUUAUGGCUUUUGGAUUGAUAACCCUGACACUCUGCGUGGCUUACAUUGGUUAUCUACAUGCAACUCAAGAGAACAAAAAAGAACUCUAUGAAGCAGUUGACAGUGAGGGAGCCAGAUAUAUGAGGAGAAGAACAUCUAAAUGGGAUUAAAGAGGUAGAUUAUUUCAGAGUGUUAUGUUCGGUGCCCUAAAAUCUAAAAUUGAAAGGACUGAGUGUGAAAUGUCACAUGUGUUGCUGUAUUGAAGUACAGUAACAUGGAAAAAGAAUAAAAGUUGGUAACCAGACUUCUA